This is a messenger RNA of Heterocephalus glaber (naked mole-rat), 1527 nucleotides long. It is a transcript of the gene Cdk10, whose product is annotated as cyclin dependent kinase 10. Gene Ontology annotation, biological process: regulation of mitotic cell cycle; protein phosphorylation. Gene Ontology annotation, cellular component: nucleus. NCBI's taxonomy places the organism in Eukaryota, Metazoa, Chordata, Mammalia, Rodentia, Bathyergidae. Gene Ontology annotation, molecular function: cyclin-dependent protein serine/threonine kinase activity; ATP binding. The record is from RefSeq and is a predicted model, not a curated record.
CCGGAAGUAGAUCGUGCGCGUGCGCACACGGAGGGCGAAGGGACGGCGCUCAGCAUGGCGGACCCGGACCCAGAGUCGGAGCAGAUCCGCCUGAAGUGUAUCCGUAAGGAGGGCUUCUUCAUUGUGCCUCCGGAACACAGGCUUCCUGCCCACACAGCUGCACCUGUCUUUCAGCUGGGACGAUGCCGGAGUGUGAAGGAGUUUGAGAAGCUGAACCGCAUUGGCGAGGGCACCUAUGGCAUUGUGUAUCGGGCCCGGGACACCCAGACAGAUGAGACUGUUGCCCUGAAGAAGGUGCGGAUGGACAAGGAGAAGGAUGGCAUCCCCAUCAGCAGCCUGCGGGAGAUCACGCUGCUCCUGCGCCUACGCCACCCCAACAUCGUGGAGCUGAAGGAGGUGGUGGUGGGGAACCACCUGGAGAGCAUCUUCCUGGUGAUGGGUUACUGUGAGCAGGACCUGGCCAGCCUCCUGGAAAACAUGCCCACUCCUUUCUCUGAGGCCCAGGUCAAGUGCAUUGUGCUGCAGGUGCUCCGGGGACUCCAGUACCUGCACAGGAACUUCAUCAUCCACAGGGACCUGAAGGUCUCCAAUCUGCUCAUGACUGACAAGGGCUGUGUGAAGACAGCGGACUUUGGCCUGGCCCGGGCCUCUGGGGUCCCAAUGAAGCCAGUGACUCCCAAGGUGGUCACCCUCUGGUACCGUGCCCCUGAGCUGCUGCUGGGAACUACGACCCAGACCACCAGCAUCGACAUGUGGGCCGUGGGCUGCAUCCUGGCUGAGCUGUUGGCCCACAAGCCCCUGCUCCCUGGCACAUCUGAGAUCCACCAGGUUGACCUGAUUGUGCAGCUGCUGGGGACGCCCAGCGAGAACAUCUGGCCGGGCUUUUCCAAACUGCCACUGGUCAGCCAGUACAGCCUGAGGAAGCAGCCAUACAACAACCUCAAGCACAAGUUCCCAUGGCUCUCGGAGGCUGGGCUGCGUCUGCUGAAUUUCCUCUUCAUGUAUGAUCCCAAGAAAAGGGCAACAGCGGGGGACUGCUUGGAGAGCUCUUAUUUCAAGGAGAAGCCCCUGCCCUGCGAGCCAGAACUCAUGCCCACCUUCCCUCACCACCGAAAUAAGCGGGCUGCUCCAGGCGUGGCAGAGGGCCAGAGCAAAAGGUGCAAGCCCUGAUGGUGGCCACAUGCAGACUCCAGACCAGAGGUGUCCUGGGGAUCCGGCUCUCUCCAUGAACCACCUGCAGCUCUCCUGCCCAGCACCUGGCAGGGUGUGAGCCAUGGGUGAUGGGAGGGCUAGGCUGUUGCAGUGCCACCCAAGCCUGUUAAAGCUGCUGCAUGGAACCCAGGGAGAAUCCUGGCUCUAGGCUGUGCCCUGGCCUGGGAUCACUGUGGUCUUUGGGGCCAGCUAGGGCACAAACAGGCUCUGAUGACCCCCAGGUGGGGAUGGUGGGAGGAGGACACUGCUGAAAUGCUAGGGAGAAGUGGUGGGCUCCCACCCUGGGGCUGGAGAGAUAAAAGGCUUUCAAACAGA